GAAAUGACCAGAAUGCCACUGAGCUUUCUGUCGAUUUACAUCGGAGGACUGACUUCGAAUUGGUGGGACGAGAUUAACGAGUCUGUUCAAUGGCAAGAUGGGAUCUUCUUUACUCUAUGUGCCGCCUUUGGCCUUGUCUCCUCUGUUGCUUUGAUUCAAUUAAUAAGGAUUGAACUGAGAGUACCAGAGUAUGGUUGGACAACACAAAAGGUUUUCCACCUCAUGAACUUCAUUGUAAAUGGAGUGCGUGCUGUUGUGUUUGGAUUUCACCAACAAGUGUUUCAUUUGCAUCCCUGGGUGGUAAUAUUGGUACUGCUAGAUCUUCCUGGAUUACUGUUUUUCUCAACAUACACACUUCUUGUCUUAUUUUGGGCAGAGAUCUAUCACCAGGCAAGAAGUUUACCAACAGAUAAACUCCGAGUUUGGUACAUUUCAAUUAAUGGUGUAAUGUACUUCAUACAGACUUGUAUUUGGGUAUACCUCUGGAGAGAUGACAACAGCGCUGUGGAAUUCAUUGGCAAGAUAUUUAUUGCAGUGGUAUCAUUUAUAGCAGCACUAGGUUUCCUGCUAUAUGGAGGAAGAUUGUUUUUCAUGCUGAGACGCUUUCCUAUUGAAUCUAAAGGGAGAAGAAAGAAACUAAAUGAGGUUGGAUCUGUGACGGCCAUAUGCUUCACGUGUUUCCUCAUAAGAUGCUUUGUGGUGUUUCUAUCUGCUUUUGAUGCUGAUGCAUCACUUGAUGUACUCUAUCAUCCAGUUCUAAACUUGAUCUAUUAUAUGGUGGUUGAAAUCCUUCCUUCAGCUCUAGUGCUCUACAUCCUGCGCAAGUUGCCUCCCAAAAGAAUAUCAGCCCAAUAUCACCCCAUUCAUUAGCCAUGGAACAUCUUUGUUCACUGCAUUAUUAUUCUUUACACCUCAAAAAAUGGUUUUCGAUGGUUCCAGAAGUAGAGGCUAGUGGAAUUGAGUGAGAGAAGCGGAGCCAGGAAAGCAGUCACAUAUAUUUUUCUGGUAUGGCUCAUGAUGUCUGUGAUUCUUUAAGAAUAUGCACAAUACAUGGAGUGCUUCGUGACGAGGCAAGGGAGAUAUGUUGAAUUGAUUUCUUCAUGGUUUUCUGGCUUGAAAGCUAGGUAUUUGUAACAUUGCUACUUUCCUGGGUCAUCUUGUGAAAGGAGUGACCUUGUAAGUUUAAUGUUGUGAGGAUCUGUGCCAACAUCAUUGUACAUUUAAGCAUUGGUCACUGCGUGUGUCUGUAUUUUUGUCUCGUACACAAAUUUUUUACCCUAGUAAACAUGUCACAAGCUUUUGUACUUUCCCUCAUAUGAAUGGUGUGUUUUGAUUUUCUUGUUUCC
Molecule: messenger RNA, 1346 nt
Organism: Ilex paraguariensis (yerba mate)
Lineage: Eukaryota; Viridiplantae; Streptophyta; Magnoliopsida; Aquifoliales; Aquifoliaceae
Source: the annotation of a GenBank genome assembly